UCGGAAAGAAACAUGGCGUCCACGGAACCUCAUCGCAGGAGUUCUACGGGGAGCGAAUGUCGUGAUAAAACCAACGACCGUCUCAGAAAGGAGCAUUUUUUGCUUCCUAAUUCUGAUCAGAUAGAUUUGAAUCUCCUUCUUCAAGCCGUUCUCGAUAUUAACGAGAAACUGAAUGAAAAACCAACAGAGAGCUCAAAAACAGAGGAAACCUGUGGAGGUCCGACUUCGAAAGAUGAUCGGCAAAGUACUCAAAAGGACAGAGACUUCGACGAUACUGCUUCAAGACAUUCCUCGGUGUCUUCGGCGUCUAGAUCGAGACCAAGAAGUGCUGUACAUCUCAACGAGUCUCGCCGCCCUCGGCCUCUAGAUCGUAAAAACAUGUCUUUCAGCAAUGCCACAGUAGAUGCUAUUGAUCGAGAAAAUAAGAGACUUUUAAAAGAAAUAACAAGAAACAGAGGAAGACCGAAGUCUGCCCAACCAAGGAAACUUGUUUCAGAACCCUUACGGGUACAAACUUCGUCUGAGGUCAACAGAUACAGGUUUCAACGAAAAGUAGAUAUGGAAAAUCAGAAAUUACUUGAAAGGCUUCAAACAGUCAAACCAACAAGGACAUUAUCACGGGACUCAUUACUCAAAGAACAUAUUAAACAGAAACAAUAUUCAAAAACGGCCUCAAGAAGCUGACCAAGCAGUGCAAAAAGCAGCACAGGAAGUGUCUCCCACUUGUCACGUUCUUCCAGUGAGUCCAGUUUCAUGAUUGGUGAUUCUGCAAGUGUAGCAAGUUCAAGGAUUUCCAGUGGUUCAAGUCGAUCUGCACAGAGGAAAGCCAUGUCUAAACCUGUGUGGGAAUCUGGAUGGUGAUCUGCAAUAUUUACCUCUGUGGCUCAUAAACUGAUUCAUGUGAUCUGUUGUGAACUCUUGUUAAAAAAUUUUAUGGUAUCCUGGAUCCCAGAUCUAAAUAUGCGCAAGAAAAGAAACAUGGACCACAUGUUUAUCCAUUUUAAGAGCCAAUGAGAGAUUAUUAUUAUUUAAGAAAAGAAAAAGAAAAGUCUUGCUCAGAGCAGUUAAAGGUUAAUUUCUUUUCUCUAAAAGACCAGAAUUUGUCAUGUGACCAUAAAAUCAAUGACAAGGCAUUACUUAGGGAGCAGUUUUCUAUUUAUAUCAUUACACACAAUUAGGGAAUGGUAAAAAAAUUUGGACUGCUGUAAUUAAAUUGACAUGCAUGUGUUAUCAUGUAAAGGAAUAAUUUGUACUUGGAAUCUAAAUUAUAAACACCACAAAAAUUCACCUUG
This is a messenger RNA of Pocillopora damicornis (cauliflower coral), 1292 nucleotides long. RefSeq lists its product as uncharacterized. The record is from RefSeq and is a predicted model, not a curated record. NCBI's taxonomy places the organism in Eukaryota, Metazoa, Cnidaria, Anthozoa, Scleractinia, Pocilloporidae. Gene Ontology annotation, biological process: spermatogenesis.